Molecule: messenger RNA, 702 nt
Organism: Tauraco erythrolophus (red-crested turaco)
Lineage: Eukaryota; Metazoa; Chordata; Aves; Musophagiformes; Musophagidae
Source: RefSeq, a predicted model, not a curated record
GAACUACAGCAGCUUAGCAAGCAAUACAGCAAUAUCAAGCUCCUGCAACUAGAUGUGGUCUGUGAAAACAGCAUCAAGAAAGUAGUUAAGGAAGUGGAAGAAAUUGUGGGAGACAAAGGUCUGAACUGCCUCAUUAACAAUGCUGGCAUCAAUGUGCUUGCGUCCUUGGAAGAAGUCACAGCAGAGACAAUGCUCACCAUUUAUGAAACCAAUACAGUUGCCCAGCUGAUGGUCACUAAGGCAUUUCUACCCCUUCUGAGGAAGGCAGCCCAGCUGACCACAGGAAUGGGCUGCCAUAGAGCUGCUAUUAUCAAUAUGUCCUCUCUUGCUGCCUCCAUGCAACUUGUCCAGGCAAACGAGAUGUUUCUCAAGGUCUACCCCUACAGGAUAGCAAAGACUGCAUUGAACAUGAUCACCAGGUGUCUUGCUGCAGACUUGAAAUCAGAUGGAAUUCUCUGUAUUUCUUUGCAUCCAGGCUGGCUUCAGACAGAUAUGGGUGGAAACAUGGCUCCCAUGCAGGUGCAAGAGGCUAUCCCAGGUAUUCUCUCUGUUCUGGACCGUCUUGGUGAAAAAGAAAAUGGUUCCUUCCUGGACUGGCAAGGGGAAACUCUACCAUGGUAGUAGUGCACAGUAUGCUACAAAAUCAGCGUGUCAGUCACUAUUUAACUUGUGCCACUAAUGUGUGUCUCUAAGGUUUUCUUA